Molecule: messenger RNA, 1181 nt
Organism: Xiphophorus maculatus (southern platyfish)
Lineage: Eukaryota; Metazoa; Chordata; Actinopteri; Cyprinodontiformes; Poeciliidae
Product: CD209 antigen-like
Exons: 7
Coding region: 73-1122 (349 amino acids)
Source: RefSeq, a predicted model, not a curated record
UCCUGGCGGCGAUUCCGUCCCGGAGUCCUCGGCUAUCUGGGACCAGAGAGGAAGCUGGUUUCACUUCACAGGAUGGACGACAGCAGGGACAAUGACUCCUAUCCUGCAGUCACUAGUAACAAUCGCAAAUAUUCUCGUGAAAGUGAAGAAGAAGAAGCAGAGGAAGAAGCAAAAGAAACAUCACCCCUUCAGUCUCAUCUGUACUUGGCGGGUUUGGGGGUUUUUUGUGUCCUGCUAGCUGGAACAGCUAUCUACAUGAGCAUGAAGGUUAACAAGCAGCAGGAAAAUAUCAGUAAUCUCACAAGAGAAAAAAAGAAACUGACUGAUCAAAGAAAGAUAAUAAAGAACCAGGAGCUGAGCCGAGUGAGCCGAGUGGGAGAGGAGCUGUUUCGAAAGAAGGAGGAGCUGAGCCGCAUGAGAACUACGCUGCAGCUAGUGAACGGAGACAGAGCGUUGCUGAGCCGAGAGAUGGAGCAGCUGAGCCGAGAGACGGAGGAGUUGAGCCAAAAGAGAGAUGAGCUGAACCAGUUGUACAAAGAGAAAGAUGAGCUGAGCCACACAAGAGAUAAGUUAACCCAAGAGAUUAAAAGGCUGACCCAAGAGAGAGACAAGCUGAGCCAAGAGAGAGAAGAGCUGAGGGAGAGUCUGGAAUUCAUCCAGAAGUUUGACACAUUUUCAGUUAAAGACAACUGCCUCAACAAAAUAUGUAAGCCCUGCACAGGUGACUGGAUUCUCUUCAAGAAAAAAUGCUACCUGUUUUACGACAAACCAGCUCCUUGGAAGACCUGGGAAGAAAGUCGAACGCUCUGUAAGAAAAGAGGAGCAGAUUUGGUUGUUAUUAAUGAUCUGGAGGAGCAGGAAUUUGUCAGUAAACAUAUCAAGUACUACCAUAGUGAACACCAUGGAUACUGGAUGGGAUUACAGAAAGUUAACAACACCUGGACCUGGGUUGAUGGACGUGUAAACAGUCUUGGGUUCUGGGCGAAGAACACGGUCACCAGUCCGGGACCAAAAGCUCUGGUGAUUCCAAGUCAAAAUCCCUCAGAGAGCUGGAAGAAAGAAAACAAUGUGUUUAUGAACAAAUUCAUCUGUGAGCAUAAGGCUCGACUGAGGUCCAACUGACCGACUGUCCUCUGAAAGUUUCAUGCAGGAAUGUUCAACUCUGUCGUGAAUUUCUAUAU